CGCUGUUUUAUAUAACACUUGGUUUGAAGGCUCUUAUUAGCCGUACUGCAGGAAUGGAGCCGCACAGGGACCGGGGGGUAAAGCUGGGGCAGUGACAGAUUCCCAGGCACACCAUGGGCACACAGGAGACAGAGGGCAGCCUCAUGCUGGAGUUUGCUGCACAGGCUUUUCAAGCUAAAAACUUCCAGCUGGCUUGUGAGAUCUAUGAGAGGCAGUUGGAAGAACAGGCUGCCGGGGUGGUCGAUUGGGGUCUGUUAUUGAGGAUGGCAGACUGCAUGGCAUGUGCUGGGAGACUGCAGGAUGCCUGCAACUUGUACCGGAAAGCAGCAGCCCACAACAAGGUUUGCACAGAGCAGCUGGAGACACUGGUGACCUGUCUGGCAGAGCAACUCCGGAGCCGAGAAGGGGACCAGGACCACAGCAGGAGAGUAGAGUGGCAUCAACACCACAAAAGAAGACAAGAUUGGUAUCAGAAUCACAGCAGCAGUAGACAGGCGUGUCAGGAAAACAGCAGCAGUAGAGAGGGGCAUCAAGACCACAGCAGCAGUAUAGAGGGGCAUCAGGACCACAACAGCAGGAGAGAGGGGCAUCAAGACUACAGCAGCAGUAGACAGGCGUAUCAGCAAAACAGCAGCAGUAGAGAGGGGCAUCAGGACCACAGCAGCAGUAUAGAGGGGCAUAAAGACCAUAGCAGCAGUAGAGAGGGGCAUCAGGUCCACAGCAACAGCAGACAGGAGCAUGAGUACUACAGCAACAGCAGAGAGGGGCAUCAGGUCCACAACAACAGCAGACAGGAGCAUGAGUACUACAGCAACAGCAGAGAGGGGCAUCAGGAGUACAUCAGUGGCAAACAGGGGAUUGAGGACCACAGCAAGAGUAGACAUGAGCAUCACUACCACAGCAACAGCAUAGAGGAGUACAUCAGUGACAAACAGGGGCAUCAGGGCCACAGUAGCAGUAAAGAGGGACAUCAAGAACACAAAAUCAUUAAACAUGGAUUGUUCCAAACUAUGCAGAAGUUAGACCAACAUAUAACUAAGGAGGGGCUGCCCACAACCAGCCCACCACUCCAUUUGAAGAGCAGAAACUUACAGUUAUCUCGUUGGGGCAUGAUGACCUGCAGAGACUGUCAGGGUCUUCUGUACGAGCCUGUGUCCCUGCCAUGUGGACACACUUUCUGUAAAAAGUGCCUGUUAACCAGCAAGGUGAGGGGUCAGUGCCCACUGUGCAGGGUAACCCUUGACGGAGCAGAGGAGCUGUACAGGGUCAAUGUUGUGCUGAGCAACAUCCUGAGCAAGUGCUUCCCCUGUGAGGUGCAGGCUUUAAAACUCAGGCAUGAGGGCAAUGCCCUGUUCAAAGAUAACAAGUUACAAGAAGCCUUGGGAAAAUACAACGAGGCCAUUAGCCUAGCUCCGUAUGACCAUAUACUCUACAGCAACCGCGCACUGAUACACCUGAGUUUAAAGUCUUAUGAAUGCUCCCUGCAAGAUGCAGAAACUGCCUGCAAACUCAAACCCUACUGGUUAAAAGGACAUUUAAGAAAAGCGCAAGCACUGGUCAUCCUAGGAAAAACCGAAGACGCUUUAAGAGAAUUUCUUUUCUGCCUUGCACUGGACAUUGGGAACAAAACUGCGAAGUCUGAAGCCCAGAAGAUGCUCCUUAAACUAUUAAGUCCAGAGAACAGUGAAGGGAACCUGUCCGAUAUCCUGCAAAUGAACCUAAGCCCCUUAAGGGUAAAGGAACAUGUCCUUAGUGCUAUGGGAACAGCAUCAUCUUCCAGUUACAUGCAUAGGCUAUUUAAACUUAAUAUGGAGCAAAAGAAAAUCUUCCCUCUGUCUGAGGAAAAAGUCAAUUGCAGUAAUGUGAGGAAAAACUUGCAAACUACUGACAACAUUGCACUAGAAAUAUCCCCGUCAGAAUGCAACACCCUAAAGAGGAAACUCUCUGUAGAGGAGUCAACCCAGACAGAGAUUCCCAGCAAAAUACUAAAACAAGAUGUAAUGCCUGCAGACAGCGCAGAGAAAGACCUUGCCAUCUCCCCACAUGUGGAUCUCUCUGAUCUGGAUUGUGCUCUCUGCAUGAGGUUAUUGUAUGAACCAGUAACCACACCAUGCGGACACAUGUACUGUCUCAAGUGUCUUGAACGAUGCCUGGACCACAACCCAAAGUGCCCACUGUGCAAGGAAGACCUGUCUGAGUAUCUCGCUGUAAGAAAAUUUAGUAAAACUGAGCUGAUGGAAGAGCUAAUAGCCAAUCACUUCCCAGAGGAGUUAAAAGAUAGAAAAUGUGUUUUUGAAGAAGAAAUAGCGGAGCUUUCUAACUUGAAUAAAAAUGUGCCCAUAUUUGUCUGCACAAUGGCAUAUCCGACUGUCCCUUGUCCUCUGCAUAUAUUUGAACCCUGUUACCGUUUGAUGAUUAGAAGAUGCAUGGAGACUGGCACAAAACAGUUUGGGAUGUGCAUUGGAGACAGCUUGAAAGGAUUCGCUGAUUAUGGCUGCCUGCUUGAGAUCCGAAAUGUGGAGUUUUUUGCAGAUGGACGCUCGGUUGUAGAUAGCAUUGGAAGAAGGAGAUUUAAAGUGUUACAGCACAGUCAGAGAGAUGGUUAUAAUACAGCUGAUAUUGAAUAUAUUGAGGAUCAGAAGGUACAAGGAGAUGAUUACGUGGAAUUAGUCAAGCUGCACAAUGCUGUAUAUGAUCAGGCGUAUACCUGGUUUAACUCUCUAAAACCAGCACUGAAAAGUAGGAUUUUAAGUCAUUUUGGAUCUAUGCCUGCUAAGGAUUCUGAUUUGCAGGUAAACCCUAAUGGUCCAUCGUGGUGCUGGUGGAUUCUUGCUGUUCUUCCUCUUGAAAGUAGAGCACAGCUUCCUUUUCUUGCCAUGACGUCACUGAAAGACAGAUUAACUGGCAUCAGACGUGUUCUUCUUUUUAUGUGCCGCAGUCGCCCUCGAUAAUGUCACUGUAAACCCUGCAUUGUGAGAGUUCUAUUUUACUCGCCUCUGGCUCACUACAAAUGGACUUACCGAAAACACUUUUGUAUCUCAAGAUCAAACAAAAUUCCAUCAGCCUUUUGUAUUAAUUUAUGCAGCAUGACUAUAUUUUUAAACAACAUUUUUUGCUAUACAGAUUAAAGAUUUUUUUUUUCAUUGUUGUAAAUAAUUGUGAUUAUAUAUUCCCUCAUAUUUAUUAUUAUUUUUUUCGCCAUCAUCUUCUACGUGAAUUACUUUAUGUGACUUGAAAGAACAAGUUAGGUGCUGUAUUUAUUUUUUAUGCUGCAAGUACUGAUUUUUAAGUACCAACUUAUGAAACGCAUCACUGGUAUUGAUGUACGCUGCUGUUUCAACGAAGCUUGCAACUUAUCUAUAUGAUGCAAUUCAACCAUCUCAGACAUGCAAUGAUUUACUAAUGAAUGUUUCAGAACUCAUUUUGCAGAAAAUCGUACAGUAGAAGAACCUAUAAUAGGGCACAAACUAAAACCAAUUCAGUUUAAUUUAUUUAUUUAAUUGCACUAAUUGUUUUUUUUAUUAAUUGUUGACAUACACACUUUCAGCUUCAUUUGUAUUAACUGGUAAUAUCGGCAUUAUAAAUUAUAGUAAUUUGGAAUUUGUACAUAACGAAAAUACCUUCUAUGCCUUCUACAGAAGAUACGCUAUUUUUGUCUCAUCUUACAUCACAUUUUUAUUAAGAAACAAAGUGUGUAUGUCACAUAUGAAAUAAGAAUAUAUAUAAAUAAUAAGUUUAAAAUUAAUUAUUUUCUCACAGUUAUUUUUAGAAUUGUCUUGUAAUUUGCAAUGGCAUUGUGGAUGUUUACAUGCUUUUGUGGUUUACACAUAGUUUCCUUGUUUUGAUAACAACCAUUUUUCAAGGAACAUAUUAAAGUCAAUAUUUUAUGUUGGCAUAAUAUACAUCAGCGAUUGAGCACUAUGUUGCAAACCAUAUGCAUGCAAAAUAAAUGUUUUAAAAACAUUGAAAACUAUUGUUUUGCUUGCAAAAUCUGCAGAGCAGUCCAGGUAUUGACCCAUUAAAAGCCUUCUUGAGGGUGUUUAUGUGUGUGUAAAAUAUAGCUGGGUAAGGCAAACUGCAGCAUACUUACUAGGCACUGCUGGCUCCCUGGGGGAGUGGAAAAGCAGAGAUAAUCUACAAGUUUACAAGAAAAGAAGCAAAUAAUGAAUAUAUGCUGCAUUGCAUUAAUUACUGUGCUUACUUAUUUUAUAGGGAUUUCACGCUGAGUUUAAAAUCCUCUUUAUCUGAAAACACAAAUAUAUAUGAGAGUAAAUGUAUGCAAUGAACAUUACUAAAUAAUAAUUUGGCUAGAUUCAUUUGUAAUGCAGAAAUGUUCUGUAUCUUCAGUAAUGUCAAAACAAACAGUAAGAUUUUUUGUUUUGUUUCUGGAGUGUAACUUUAAUUUAUUUUUAUUUUUUUAAUAGUAGUAGGUUGGUCUAUAACACUAGUGUAAUACAUCGGCUAGCGGCCGAUUGGUCGUGAAUCUGCAGGGGGCGGCAUUGCACCAGCAGUUCUCAAGAAAUGCUUGCGCAAUGAUAAAUGCCGACAGCGUAUGCUGUCGGCAUUUAUCGAUGUGCGGCGGACAUGAUACGCUACAUCGUAUCGUCCAUCUGCGCUUUAAUAAAUCAGCCUCAUAGAAUGAUAACGAUGAGAACUGACUGGUCCACCACAAAUCUUUAAUAUCAAUGUCAAUGAAAAAGAUUGUAUUUAUAUAUUUUAAAUUUGAUUCAUGUGAUAUUGGAACCAUUAACUAUAAAUCACAAGAUUUGUGGAUAAGCAGCAAAUACUGUUUUUACAUAAUGAUCAGUCAUAUAUUGCACUGAGGUCAUAGCUGAGAGCUAUCAUUCAUUUAAUCAGACUGUAGCCUGUCAAAUCCCAACCUAUGAACAAUAAGGCAUAUUGCCCUUUAGCUUUAGAAGCUAAAGGUGUAACUUAAAACUUUAAUUCAUAAAUUAACACAAAUUCCCUUUAAAAUAAAUAAUAAUAUAAUAUGAAUUAAUAUGUGUGUUUUUUUAAAUGUUUCACUUUCAUAAGUAAUGAUUUACAUAAGCUGCAUUAUGUUUCAGAAAAAAAACACCAUUAGCAACUGUUUAACUGGUUUGUAUUUUAAAAAUGUCCUUGAGCACUGAGAUUCCAUAAAUAUUUGCUUCCAUUAUGUACCAGCAAGAAAAAGCAUUCAGUCUCAUGUAAAGCUCAAACGAAAACCUUACUGAUACUGAUUGAUUUACCAAAUGUGGAAUGUUGCUUUGUUUAGGUUUACUUAAACUAUACCAGACAAUUCAGCAGGUUUACAUCUUGCUCAGAUGUUUUGUAAUAAGAGUUCUACACUUUACAUGACUGAUUUUAGUAGAAAGAUAUAUGGGCUGCAGAAUUUCUAUUCAUUUUGACAAAGAACAAAGUGAUGUCCACAGUAACAUUCUUCUCUGUGCAUUCCAUAAACCAGUGAUUUUACAAAUAAUUUUAUACUUGUUUGCAGUACAUCAUAUUAUAAAAAUGUAGGUUAAAAAGUAUGCAAAUUGCCCUUUUUAUAAAUAGAUUAAAUGUAAAGUUGAUCACAAAAUAUUAUUGAAAGGAGAUUUUUGAAAGAUGUGUAUUUUUACUGUUAGACUUGACAAGCACAAAACUAGCCCAUUUCUAAUAUCUGAACAUAUUUAUAUAUUUAUACUAACAUACACUUCUGUCCUAUGUUUAUACUGAUGCCCUUAACAUGUGUGGUACAAAAUAUUAUGAGAGCAUUUUCCUCCAAAAAUAUUAUAUGCAAACUGCUGCACUAAACAGUAAAUAUCAUGCAUUUUCCACCCAUUAGGAAGUGUGGCAUAAAUGUGCAUUAUUCAAUCACCAGUGAACCCAACUUGAGUAGCAUAGGUAAAUGUGAGAUGCAAAACUUUCACUAGAAAUGUAACCCCUUAUAGGUUUAUUUAAAAAGAAAGUGAUCUAUUGGAAUAGAGGAAUUUAUCACCUGUCCCUUUAAUAUAAAAAGUAGGCAGCCUUGAACUACUUGCUUUUUAAUUAACUAAGACAAUAUAUCAUAUCUGCAAUUCUUUGAGUCGGAUGAUAGAUUUAACAGGGUAGAAUCCACUAAAACUAAUAAUUGUGGUUUUUUUUUUUCAUUAUUGAUACAUUUUCUAAUUAUAAAAAGAACGUUUUAAGGUAUAUACAGUAAGUGUUUACUACCUGUUUUGUCUGUUAUAAACUUAUUGUGAAUAAUUAUUCCUCACAGUGCUAAGAUAAGUAUAGAAAGAAGCAUUUCAUACCUUCCUGCUCCUAGAAAAUAAUCCAUAAUAACAAUACAGUACAUAGCAAAAAUAUCAAAAUAUGUUACAACAGUCGUGAAUUGAAAUACACACAGGCACCCUCUAUAAACAGCUGUACUGUCUGUCAUAGACACACUUGCAAACUAAUACACUACUUGUCCUGUGGGCGGCGUCUGAACAUAUUCAUUAAAUAUUAUUUCAUUGACAUGCACUCAUUGUUUUAUGUCAUACAAAGGAGACCCUGCUAUGUCUUUUAAUUGACUAAACAAAAGCAACUUGCGACAAGUUCAAAUUGUAAAACUUUGGUUGAAAUAGUACAAUACAUAUAAUAACUUUACAUAAUGUAUAUAUCUGACUAGACUUUAAAGAUGAUAUAAUUUAUAUUAUUUAUGUUUUACUUCAAUAAGGACAUUUGAUACUUGUGUUAUUUAUACAUUACAUGGCUUAUUGUAGUGUAUUUCUGCAGUGCCUUUAUGAGCCCUUUAUAAAGUCACAAACCACGUGUUUCAUUUCUUAAUUGCAUUUUUUAAUAUUAUAUUUUGUAGCAAAAUAUUAAGGAAUUAAUAUUAUUCAGCUGUACUUAUAUAAAAUAGAUAUCAGAUUAUGUUUAAUGAAGUUGCAGUGCAGAUUUUUCUACCUCAUUGUUUGUGUCAUGCAUUUGCUUCUUUAUAUCUCUCUCAAGACUAUAGUUUUAUUGUGUUUAUAUAGCUAUUAUUGUUUUGUUUAAAUAAUCAUGUUUGUUAUUGUGUUUGCUAAUUAAAUUAUUUCUGUCCUAA
Molecule: messenger RNA, 7030 nt
Organism: Bombina bombina (fire-bellied toad)
Lineage: Eukaryota; Metazoa; Chordata; Amphibia; Anura; Bombinatoridae
Gene: LONRF3
Product: LON peptidase N-terminal domain and ring finger 3
Exons: 12
Coding region: 114-2951 (945 amino acids)
Molecular function (GO): protein binding
Source: RefSeq, a predicted model, not a curated record